Messenger RNA from Physcomitrium patens, 1543 nucleotides. RefSeq lists its product as uncharacterized. NCBI's taxonomy places the organism in Eukaryota, Viridiplantae, Streptophyta, Bryopsida, Funariales, Funariaceae. The record is from RefSeq and is a predicted model, not a curated record.
UUUGCCUGGCGGGGAUCACUGGUUGCGGGACAAAGUCCAAGAAUAAUUUUGCCUCCCAUUGAGCAUGGCACGUGCCAACUUGCAUCUAGACCCCUUGUUUCUGAGCUGAUUCUCCGACAAACCUCUAUUCUCUGAGUGCACAUAGAUCCCGAUUUCUGGAAGGCGUACCAUUUUGCUGAAUCAAGCAGACAAAGGAUGAAGGACAGUGUGAAGUUCAAUAGACAGGGUUUUUACCGCCAACUUGCGGUGUGCACUGUUGAAGGCUUAGAUCAUGGCAUUUGAGUUGCGCAAUGGUCAUGCGCAGGGAGAAUCGCCUGCAGGUCCGUCGCAGGCGAUUGUUGAUGUAGAUCAAUUGUCUGAGGAAGUGGAUAAAUUGGAGAGAACGGCAUAUCAAGAGGUUCAGCCCGGGUCGACUGAACUGCCUAGCUUCUACAAGGUCAUAAAGACCUUGAUGUGGAUUAAAGAUAACCGCACUCCUCCGGUGUACAGAGAGGCUCUUGAAGAGUGGGAGAAGAGGUCGAAAGUGUUUGCCUCCAGUAUUGAGCGGAAGACGAAGCAGAUUGAAUCUCUUAAGAACGAGAUUUACAAUCUGGUAGGGUUCUACAGCGUGUUCCAAGGUGUGGUGUUCACAGCUGUGGCUCAGGGGAAUGAAAAAUGGCUCACGUGCUACAAGGUUGCAAUCCCUAUUACGCUAUCAUUGCUCGCUUCUCUCGUCAGUUUCAUUGGUAUUUGGGAGAAGCUUAAAAAGAUUCAGUUUCACGAGGGAAGAAUUAACAGUGAUCUCAGCUACAAACAGACCCUAGAGCGUUUCGAGAAAAAACUUCUAGAUGAUGCCAAGAACUUCAGAUUUGCGAAGCUCAAAGCUGUAGGUACACAGCCUAAAGAAACUGCCUGGGGCACCUACUUCGGCGCUGUGGCUUUGCUUGUAGUCUCAUUAUUUCUCCCCAGUUCAUUUUAUUGGAUGUUGUGCUUGCACUAAAUCAUCACGACCGGCUCGACACCGAAAUCAAAUAGCCAUUUACACUCUCUGAACCUGAAGUACGAUAGAUACUGGUACGUUUACGAUAAACUUUGCCAAAUCGCUUGUAUCCAGUGACCCUUUUCAAAGCUUUAUUUGCUUCAGAUCCUGUGUAGAGGAUGAGUGCAUCUGAUGCAUUGGUGAUGUCUUAGGCUGAAAAUCCGACGGAUUGUGAACUUUCAAUGUGUACGCACCACAUUUUUAUGCAGCAGUGCACUCAAUAUGUCGUUGGGUUAGCAAGUUUUCUUUCGUGUCUAGAAAGAAAACAAUCCACUGCUUUUGACAUUGCUUAGGUUACGUCUUGAUCCGAGAUUCGGACAUGGAUUUGAAGAAUUACAAGGUUUUUACUUAUACUUCACUUACAUACUUACAUUGUAUAAGUAAAAACCUUAAAAUUCUCUAAUUCUUUCACUGUCAUUUUAUGAUAUUUUUCAGUUCUAUAUUUUAAAAUAGCGGUUUUAUAAUGUACUAAAUAUUGGGCUACUGUGGGUUGACUUAUAUUUAUAAAACACUGCUUCCAGUCUA